Camelina sativa (false flax) is the source of this 3117-nucleotide messenger RNA. RefSeq lists its product as uncharacterized. Gene Ontology annotation, molecular function: RNA nuclease activity. Gene Ontology annotation, biological process: regulation of gene expression. Gene Ontology annotation, cellular component: peroxisome. The record is from RefSeq and is a predicted model, not a curated record. Lineage: Eukaryota; Viridiplantae; Streptophyta; Magnoliopsida; Brassicales; Brassicaceae.
CAGACAUAGACAUAGAUUUAUUAUUUCUAACUAGAAGAAACAAAAGACCAGAUUUGUUUAUGUUUCUUCUUCUUCUUCUUCCUCCUCUGUUUCGAAUUCAAUUCUUUGAUCUGUUUCAGUCACCGUUUCUCCACUUUCUACGAAUAUAUUUCCAGAUAUCUUAACUCCCAUCUUUUUUUUUCCUUUUUUCGAAAAUUUGAUUUGAUCCUUUGUUACAAAAUUAGGAAACUUUCUGAAAGGAUAUGGAUUUGUGCUUGAAACAAACAGAUUCUCUUUGAAAUCAUUCAUAUGAAUGUUUCCCUAAAACUUUAAUUUUUUUGGGGAACAGUUCGAAUUCGCACUGUGUGAAGAGAAAAGAUUGGAUUUUUUUUUUCUUUGGUGAAAAACAAUGGCGAGAGGAGGGAAAGAGGAAGGAGAAAAGCAUAUAGGGUUACUAAAGCUGGCUCAAACGCUUUCAUUUUUGCUUAUUUUCAUGGCCGGAAUCAUCAUCGGCCUCGCCGCUAGCUCUCACAUCGAUCGCUACUUCAAUUCCUUGCCGAGGAUGUUCUCGUCAUCAACCCAUCUACAAACGAUUCCAUUUUCGACUACUCCUGAUUACUCCAAUUGCACAGUCAUCCACCGGGAUUGCACGGGGAACGACGAGAACGACGAGAACGACGACGACGGAGGAGGAGGAGGAGGAGUCAAGGCGGAGAAACCAAAGGUUCGAGAUUGUUGGAGCAUUGAUGGGUUUGUUCGGCCUGAGAAUCUCACUCAUGUGAUGACUGAUGAUGAGCUGUUCUGGAGAGCUUCGAUGGUUCCGGUGAAGGAGGAGUAUCCGUACGAAAGGGUUCCUAAAGUGGCCUUCUUGUUUCUGACCAGAGGGCCUUUGCCUAUGCUACCGUUGUGGGAGAAGUUUUUUAAAGGCAAUGAGAAGUAUUUAUCUGUUUACGUUCAUACUCCUCCUGGAUAUGACAUGAAUGUCUCUCGUGAUUCUCCGUUUUACGACCGGCAGAUCCCCAGCCAGAAAGUUGAAUGGGGAUCCCCACUAUUGACAGACGCAGAGAAGCGUCUACUAGCUAACGCAUUGCUGGACUUCUCAAAUGAGCGUUUUGUGCUUCUCUCAGAGAGCUGUGUCCCAGUCUACAACUUUUCAACUGUCUACAGUUACCUAAUAAACUCUGCUUACAGUUUUGUGGACUCUUAUGACGAGCCAACGCGUUAUGGACGUGGCCGUUACAGCCGGAAGAUGCUCCCGGAUAUCAAACUCCAUCACUGGCGGAAAGGGUCUCAGUGGUUUGAAGUAAAUCGUAAAAUCGCCAUCUACAUCAUCUCAGACUCGAAAUACUACUCACUGUUCAAACAAUUCUGCAGACCAGCUUGUUACCCGGACGAGCAUUACAUCCCAACUUUCUUGAACAUGUUUCACGGUUCAAUGAACGCGAAUAGAAGCGUGACAUGGGUUGAUUGGUCCAUAGGCGGUCCGCAUCCAGCUACAUAUGCUGCAGCUAAUAUCACAGAAGAGUUUCUACAGUCAAUAAGGAAGAACGAGACGGAUUGUCUUUACAAUGACGAGCCAACUUCGUUAUGCUUCCUAUUUGCUCGCAAGUUCUCUCCUUCUGCCUUAGCUCCUCUUAUGAACCUGAGCUCUACUGUCAUGGGAUUUUGAGAAAAACAAAAAUUCAUUUCUCUUCUUCUUCUUCUUUCUACUUUUUAUAGGGAUGAGAUGAGGUUCUUCUACGAGAUAUAUAUAUACAUAGGACUCUUUUUCUUUAUUUUUUUGGUUAUUAUUAGUCUCCUUUGGUUAUGAUCUCUUCAUUCUAUUUAUAGAGAUGAUCGUAGUAAAGGUCAAGCCUUUUUUUUGUAUGUAAGAGCUUUACUUGUGCCGACGACCUGCAGAGCUAAUCUAGUUUUAUAGAUUACGAAUAUAGUAUAUUCUUUUUCAUCACUUCAUUAAUUACUGACAUUCGAAUUCCAUUACCUUUUAGAAGCCAUUGGAAACUUCAAGAGAACAUAAGGGGUAGGAUAGUGAUUUAGCAAACCCUGUGAGAUCCGAAUCUUCCUUCUCUCAACAAAUACCCUCUCAUCGCCAGCCACCACACACAGGUGUAGCCCUAAAAUUUUUGUUUCUUGAUACAACUUACAAGACUACGGUUAGGUUGAUAAAGUGUUUUCUAUAUAUUAUUAGGGUUUUGAUUAAGUGGUAUCAAGGCCUAUAUAAUAAUGGUCUCUAUUGAUUAAUGAGAAGGGAAGCCCCAAGAAUUAAUCGAGAUAGAGAAUUAGGGUUAAUACAUCUUUCUAAAUUCUCAAGCAAACAAAGGUUCAUAACAUUUCUCUUUCGAUCGGAGUCAUGGCAACGUACUACGAUGCUGACACGUGCGUGUUCUGGGACGUCGUUGAUUUCCCAGUCCCUGAGGAUCGCAUGUUGGACUCGUUUCGUAGUAAAGUCGAACGAGCGCUUCGGAUGGAGGGGUAUAUUGGUAAACUGGAAAUCCAGGCUUAUGGUGGUGCAGAUGCAGAUAGGAUGGAUUUUCUCUGUGCCAAAAUGCAGCUUGUACAAAACGCGGCUGAAAAACAUGUGAGACUCAGUAGGAUGCAACUGGACAUACUUUACUGGGCAUUCCGUUGUUAUCAUGACGAACUAGAACAUAACGAGACAAACUUCCUCGUAGUUGCUAAAGACAUCCCAGGGAAAGACACGGGUUUUCUCAAUCUUCUUGAAACUUUGACAUCCAGAGGUUACAAUGUUUUCCUGGUAGUGCCUGAUGACGUCCCUCUAGAACAAGUGCCACGUACUGACACUGUAGCCUUAGUAUGGCGUUGGACAAAUCUGUUCGAUGGUGGCUUUCCUAUCCUAGACUAUCUUGGUCCGGAUACAUCAAGUGAUGAGGAGGAUUGUGAUGAGGAGGAUUCUGAGAAACUUGUCUAAGGAUACGUGAUGGUCCGGAUUCCUCAGUUGAUGAUGAGGGGGCCAAACGUCAGAGGAAAGGUGAUGGUGGUUCUCCCAUGAUAGUUGAAGUGGGAAUUGCAAAGACAUGAAUGUCAUAUAAAACAUAGCCUCUAACGGAUGUUGUUUGUAUCAAUUUUGUUUUCUUGUGACUAUCUAUAUAUCCUCUGAAAUUUCAUGACGAUUUCGGA